Messenger RNA from Cuscuta campestris, 3148 nucleotides. NCBI's taxonomy places the organism in Eukaryota, Viridiplantae, Streptophyta, Magnoliopsida, Solanales, Convolvulaceae. The record is from the annotation of a GenBank genome assembly.
AAUUUAUAUAUUAAAAAAUUAUAAAAAUUAUAUAUUAAUAAUCUAUAUGUUAAGACAAAUCAAACAAGAUCACACAUGACUAUAUUUAGGCUUACACAUUGAGAGAAUUUGAUGAGUCAAAGUGCUUAGAUGAACAGUUUCAAAAGUCAAAUGUUGACAAAUACAUGGGGACAGAGGGAGUAGGAAGUACUCCUUAUUCUGUUUCGAUAUCAAAUUAUGAGAGUGGGGAGACUAAUGACUAGGGGAGGGUAUUCUGGAAAUCUCACUCUUAGGGAGGAAGGCAACGAAACGCAGAGUGGAUCCUUCCGAUAACCCGAUCGAUCGGUCACCAUCAUCUUUACGGAUUAUCGUCUAAGCUUCCAUCUUUCCACUCCUCAAAAUCUUGUUCUUUUUUGUGUUUUAUCUUCUUAAAGCCCUCGAAAACCCCAUAUAUCAAGACCCUUUAGCAUAAAUGCUUCAUACCCUCGGGAUUUCCUUCCGCCCACGAUAAAGGCAUCUCUUUGCUGCAAUCCUUUAACAAAUCUGAUUUAAUCUCCGAAACAGAAGCUGGGUUUUGUGUUUUGCUCUUCUGAAUCACCUUUUCCGCGGAGAAUUGCUUUGUUUUUGUCCAGCGUCUCUAGUUAAAUACCUGGCGAUGGAUGUUCUAGAACCUCGACGGAAGAGAGUUCAGUUGCGUGUUCUCAUUUUCAAGAAUUUUCUACGUUUGGGGCUUUUUUGAAAGGUCGGAGCGUGGCACUGUUCUUUUUGGAUUGUGGUUGAAUUUGAAUGAUUGGUUUCGAAAUUUCUUGAUUUUGUGUAGCUUGUGGGUGUUUUAGCUGAUUCUGGGAAAUGGGCUCAAGGGCGAUAGGGAUUGAGGAGGUCGUGGAAGAGAUCAUGAAGCUUCAUCGAUCUCUCCCACCUCGACCGGGGAUCGAAGAGGUUGAGGCAGCGAGGACAUUGAUUGUGAAUUUGGAGAGGGAGGAUCAGAUGAGGAUUGAGGCGAUUGUGAGGCAGAGGAGAAGUAGUGGUGUCCCUGAAGAGCUGUUUAUGUUGUUGCAGGAGAUGCAGAGGUGUAUGGUUCACUUUCAGAGCAAAGAGCAGAAGAGUGAGGCGUUGAAAUUGUUGGACCUGGAGAAUACCCACAAUCUGUUUGACGAUUUGGUUCAGAGGGCUUCCAAAUGUUUACCUUCUGGUUCUUCUCAGGCUUCAUCAAGGUCUUCUUUGGAUUCCAACAGAGUGUCUUUAACAAACUCAUCAUCCGUCUCCAGCAGCAGUGUCAGCACCUUAGCUACAAGUGCCACAGCUACCUUGAAAACUUCAACUUUUUACAAUGAGAGAGGGCCUGUGAAAGCUUCUCAGUCGUUUAGUAAAGACGACACUUAUUUGACCAAGGGAAAAGCUUCCAUCCGUGCAGAUGGAAUUGGGGUUGGUCUUUUAUAUGUAGACACCCCCUCAGAACCCAAGAUUGUUGAUUCUUCUUUGAGGCCUUCUAUUAGUCCAAGCCGGGAUGGUGAAAAACUAAGCUUGAUAAAGCUUGCGAGUUUGAUUGAAUUGUCAGCAAAGAAGGGAGCCUCGGAUCUCAAUCUUCAUAGCAAAUUGUCCGACCAAGUCGAAUGGCUUCCUGAUUCUAUCGGGAAGCUGUCAAGUUUGAUCACAUUGGAUUUGUCUGAAAAUCGGUUAACUUCUAUACCAACUGCUAUAGGGAGCCUUGGUUCUUUACAAAGGCUAAAUUUGUGCGGAAAUAGAAUUGUGGAACUGCCGGAUUCUCUUGGAAAUCUCCAGGAAUUGGUCUCUCUUGACCUUGCAGGAAAUAGUUUGAAAUCACUGCCUGUUUCCAUUGGUAGUUUAGUCCACCUUCAUGAACUUGAUUUGAGUUCCAACAUGAUCUCUGCACUCCCAGAGGCCAUUGGAUCUUUAUCUUGUCUCCAAAGAUUGAUCGUGGAAACGAAUGAUCUCGAGGAAAUUCCUCACACCAUUGGUCAAUGCUCUUCACUUGUUGAGCUACGUGCAGACUAUAACCGGCUUAAAGCCCUACCUGAAGCCGUGGGACGCAUUCGAACACUGGAGGUCCUAUCCUUGCGCUACAAUAAUGUGAGACAGCUUCCCACCACUAUGUCAUCAAUGGAGAGUUUGAAAGAGCUCAAUGUCAGUUUCAACGAGCUUGAGUAUGUGCCUGAGACCUUGUGCUUUGUUAUCACACUGCUAAAGAUGAACAUUAGCAACAAUUUUGCAGACCUCCGAUCUCUUCCGAGAUCCAUUGGUAAUCUUGAGAUGCUUGAGGAAUUGGAUAUCAGUAACAAUCAGAUCAGAGCUCUCCCAGACUCAUUUAGAAUGUUGUCCAAGUUGAGUGUUCUAAAAGCUGAAGGAAACCCUCUGGAAGUCCCACCUGUAGAUGUUGUUGGGAAGGGAGCACAGGCUGCUGUCCAAUACAUGGCUGAUCUCUAUGCAAAGAGAGAUAUAAAGAUUGAACCAGUGAAGCAGAAGAACAAAUCUUGGGCCAAGAGGUUCUUCUUCCGCUCACCAGCCAACCAACACAGGCGAGUUGAAUAUGUGAAAACAUAGCUGUCGGAGUAACACGAGAGUUUGUUGGUAUGUCAAUUACCACAAGUUACAGUUUUAACAUGUUCAUUCUGUGCAAUCCUUCACGUGCUUAUGCUUCCCAAGUUACAGUUUGAUUCCUGUAAUUCUUCUGUCUUUGCUUAUUUUAUGUUUCCUUGUAUUCUUAGUUUUAUUUGAUUGAUUGAGAUUCAAAAGUGCAAUUGACCUGAUUUUGCGGCCGUGCAUAGGGUAUAUUGAUAGGAACUUUCCCACUGUGAAUGCAUCUUAUGUUUCGCAUCAUCAUAGUUACGAGGAAAAUUUACCUUCUUUUUGUUUGUCACCAUUGCUUCUUUAGCUUAUUUACGGUAACACUCUUCCCGAAGAAGAACUGGAGUAAGGUGAUUACACGUGACUUGUUGCUUCUGCGACUUACCGUUGACAUGACCUUUGUUUGAGAAGUUAUGCAUCAGGACCUCAUGAGAAAGUAGACCUCACACUUUUCAUGUGCUCACAGGUGGAUCUUUUCUUUCUGUAAAAAGUCCAACUCUUAGAUGGUUGAUAUGUAUUAAGGUCAAUAAAAUGAGUAUUUUGAUCUAAGGAUCAAAUGAGAAUUUGCCUGGUUUUUGAGAGG